Molecule: messenger RNA, 3272 nt
Organism: Alexandromys fortis (reed vole)
Lineage: Eukaryota; Metazoa; Chordata; Mammalia; Rodentia; Cricetidae
Gene: Dclre1c
Product: DNA cross-link repair 1C
Exons: 15
Coding region: 144-2168 (674 amino acids)
Biological process (GO): double-strand break repair via nonhomologous end joining; interstrand cross-link repair; telomere maintenance
Molecular function (GO): damaged DNA binding; 5'-3' DNA exonuclease activity
Source: RefSeq, a predicted model, not a curated record
CAGGGACAGAUGGUGGAAUAUCCAACCAUCUCUAUUGACCGCUUUGACCGGGAGAACCUGAAAGCCCGCGCCUACUUCCUUUCGCACUGUCACAAGGAUCACAUGAAAGGAUUGAGGGCUCCUUCCAUGAAAAGAAGGCUGGAAUGCAGAAAUGUAAAUACAAGGACCGGAGGUGCUGCUCAGGAGUAGAGCGCGUGACCGGCUACGCAAGGCUCUGGCUUUGCUCUUCAGCACACACAGAAAAUUUGAAGGUUUUCCUGUACUGUUCUCCAGUUACCAAGGAGCUGCUGUUAACUAGCACAAAGUACAAAUUCUGGGAAAAACGAAUUAUAGCAAUUGAAAUUGAAACUCCUACCCAGAUAGCUUUAGUUGACGAGGCAUCAGGUGAGAAGGAAGAGGUUGUUGUGACUCUCUUACCAGCUGGUCACUGCCCAGGAUCAGUUAUGUUUUUAUUCCAGGGCAGUAAUGGAACUGUCUUAUACACAGGAGACUUCAGACUGGCAAAAGGAGAAGCUUCUAGAAUGGAGCUUCUGCACUCUGGGGGCAGAGUAAAAGACAUCCAAAGUGUAUAUUUAGACACCACAUUCUGUGACCCAAGGUUUUAUCAAAUUCCAAGUCGUGAGGAGUGCUUGAGGGGAAUUUUGGAGCUGGUUCGGAGCUGGAUCACUAGGAGUCCACACCACGCUGUGUGGCUGAACUGUAAAGCAGCUUAUGGCUAUGAGUAUUUGUUCACCAACCUGAGUGAGGAGCUGGGAGUCCAGGUUCAUGUGGACAAGAUGGAUAUGUUUAGAAACAUGCCUGAUAUCCUCCACCAUCUCACCAUGGACCGAAACACCCAAAUCCAUGCCUGCCGCCACCCAAAGGCAGAGGAGUAUUUUCAAUGGAAUAAGUUACCCUGUGGGAUUACUUCCAAAAACAAAACUGCGCUCCAUACCAUCAGCAUCAAACCAUCCACCAUGUGGUUUGGAGAGAGAACCAGAAAAACCAACGUGAUAGUGAGGACAGGAGAGAGCUCAUACAGAGCGUGCUUUUCUUUUCACUCCUCCUACAGUGAGAUUAAAGAUUUUUUGAGCUAUAUCUGUCCAGUGAAUGCAUAUCCAAACGUCAUUCCAGUAGGCCUCACCGUGGAUAAGGUCAUGGACGUUUUAAAGCCUCUGUGCCGAUCUUCCCGAAGUGCUGAACCAAAGUACAAACCACUUGGAAAACUGAAGAGAACCAGAACAAUCUAUGUAGACUCAGAGGAGGAAGAUGAUCUCUUUGAUGACCCUCUACCAAUACCGUUAAGGCACAAAGUUCCAUACCAGCUAACUCUUCAUCCUGAGGUAUUUCCAGUGAAGGCAUUGCCACAACACCAGCCUGAACUGAAACAAAGCCCUGGGUGCUACAAAGCAGACAGUGUGCAGAAGGUUUCUCUGGCCAACUUCAUAGACUGUGAAGAAUCUAACAGUGACACUGAAGAAGAGUUAGAAACCCCGCCUUCACUGCAGGGAGGGCUGGGCCCUGCCACAGUCCCCCAGCAAAAUGCUGAUGCAGACACACCACAGUGGGAAGUGUUCUUCAAAAGAAAAGAUGAUGUCACAGAUGAAUGUUUGGAAUCUCAGUCACCAAGGCUCCUCACUGACUCUGAUGGAGAAUCCACUCACAUCUCUUCCCAGAAUUCAUCUCAGUCAACACACAUAACAGAUCAAGGAAGUCAAGGCUGGGACAGCCAGGGUGAUACUGUUCUGUUAUCUUCCCAAGAGAGAAGUGCUGGGGAUAGCACAUCUUUGAACAGAGAUGCCUACACACCAAAAAGCAGAGAGAAUAUUUCCGCGUCUCAAAUGGAACAGAAUGCACAUGGUCCACAGGAUUCUUACUGUGAUUCGAAAAGCAGAGACGAAGUAAAUGGAGGACCUCACAUUGGAGAACCCGAUACUGUGAGCGGCAUGAAAUCCCCACCUGAGGAGAAAACAUUACCAACCAGCACACAUGCGGACUCACAGAGCUCCUCUGAUUUUGAAAUCCCCUCAACUCCAGAAGCUGAGCUUCCUAAACCAGAGCAUUUACAGUAUUUAUAUGGAAAACUGGCAACAGGUGAGAGUAUAGUUGUUGAGAAAAGAAAAUGCUCACUCUUAGAUUUUGAUGCUGCAACACAAUGUCAUACACAAAUUUCUGGGCCACACUCAUAGCGGUGGAUGUAUAUGGCCCGCAGGUUAGACACACCUGUUAGAGCAACCACUAAAAAACCUACACAAAGCGAUACAUUGGUAUAAUAAUGGAUCAGAAUGGAAUACUAAAGUAUGCUCAAAUGACAGGGUCAAAACCAGUGUUGCAUGAGAUUGUAGAACUAAAUCUAAACACAUUAAUCCUCACAAUAAAUGCAAAUGAUGUAAAGAGAUUCAUAAAAACACAGACUCAGGGAAAAAUAUAAGUCAACUAUGCUGUUUACAGAAAGCGCAAUUCAAGUGAUGUAAAGUUAAAAGGACAAUGUAAGUAUGAAGCCAGAGAGACUAUAAUAAGAGCAGAUACUGUCCUAGACAAAUGUCUAACUCACCAAGACAGUGGAAUAAUAGAGCUCUUGCCUAGCAUGUAUGAAGUCCUAGGUUCAAUCACCAGAAAAGAGACCAGAUAAUACACAAAUACAAAAAUUUUAACAUGCUUCUCUUAGAGAAAAUGGUAUAUAUACAUUAAAUCAGUAUACAAAAUACAAAAACUGACCACCACCAGAUAACUAGAUCUGAUAAAACUUUUACUUCACAGCAGAAUACAUCUCUUCAAGUAUGUGCAGACCAUUCCACCAAGAUACACUGUAUCCUAAAUCAUGACAAGCAGUCUAGAAGAAAAGACGGCCCUAUUAAAGUAAACUGAUAGCACAGAGGCAGGGCUGGAGAGAUGGCUCAGCAAAACACUUGCUAUUUCCAACACUUACAUGGUGGUUCAAAAUUGUAACUAUCCUGGAGGACCCAGGCACACAUGUGGUGUGUGUACAUACAGGCAGGCAAAGCACACAUAAAAUAAAAAUCUUACAAAUCACCAGUGAGCUAGGCAAGGCUGUAUUCUCACUGUUCUGGAGGCUGAGACAGGAGGUCAAGCCUGGGCAACUUAUCAAGAACUGUUUUAGUAAAUACAAAGGUCACCAAUACAAUGAUGUAACUGAAACUACAACAAUUACAAUGUAAAGGAAAAUGCUUAGAAUGGCUAACAUAUAUAUGCUCUGUGAAUUGUGAAAUUUGCCUUAAAGUACAAUGCUUUUGUAUUGAUGUAUAUGAAUUUAAUAAAUCUUUAUAAACAUC